Messenger RNA from Rotaria socialis, 1497 nucleotides. NCBI's taxonomy places the organism in Eukaryota, Metazoa, Rotifera, Eurotatoria, Philodinida, Philodinidae. The record is from the annotation of a GenBank genome assembly.
AUGACUACACCACAUCCUCAUAUUCAAGUUACACGUUUAUCAAGAAUGGGACGUCGUCGAUCUCAAUCUGUCACAUUACCAAAUGCGAAUGUACGAGGACAAAGUAUGCGACGAAAAGACUUUUUGGCACAGCUAAAAAAAGAACGACUCAAACAACAGAAUAAAUAUAAUGAAGAAGACGAACAUGAAGGAAACCAACAGAAACAUAGUGAAGAACAAAACCAUCAACCGAGUGUUAGUCAACUAGCAAAGUCAGCUAUGACAAUGUCAAUGAAGAGAUAUCCACCCCCAUCAGCUGUUACUGUUACUAAAGUGAAGAGAGGAAUAUCACCGGGAACAUUGAAUUUUAUGUACUUACAAGAUGAUGAGCAAAAUCAAGGACAACAUGGACAAACUAAUCGAAUGCAACAUUUCGAAUCAACAACGUCAUUUGAAAAACAUAAUCUAACAACACUAAGUAAGACUUUUGAAUAUCAGUGCAUGGAAAAUAUAUUCAAAACUCGAUAUCUUAAUUUAACUAUAGCACGUAAUCAUUCGAAUCUUGGCUCAUUAGAAACAUCUAUGAAUCCUUCGACAACAUCAUCUACUCAUUUAAUGGCAAAAUCUGAAAUAUUUGAUGAAAAGUCCUUCGUCACUGAUAAUAAAGAUCAAGCACGGCGAAACGGUGUGAAAGAUGAUCCACAUAAAAAUGUUUUGAAAAAUGAUGCAAUUGUCAAUCUAAAUGAACGAGAAAAAAACCAGAAUGUUCAGCGUAACAAAUUCUACAAGAGCUCUAGUGCAAGCUUUAUGACUGCCAUCAUUGCUAUAGUUAUUGGUGUCGUUGCUUUUGCCUUUGGCUUGAGUGCAUUAAUAGUUGCUCUACUUGUUCGAGCAACUGUUGAGUCGAAAUUAGCAUCCAAUUCAACAUCGAGCUCAUCGUCAGAAAGUAAUGGAAUUUUACCAAAUGCAUGUUCGGCUUAUACAACUAUUGAUGAUCCUACACGAAGUAUAUCAGCGCCAGGUUAUGCACUUGGCUGUGAUAAUACAGCACCAUUUAGUAAUCAAUCAAUUGGAGUUUGGAUAAGAUUUAUAGGUACAGGUGGUAGUACGCUACCGUUAUCAAGUCCUGGUAUGAAUUUGUGUGGUUCUACUGGCACUGGUUGGUAUGCUGGUUCAAUGCCAUCUUCAACAGGACAGAUUACAAAUGCAUCUUCCGAUCCAGCUUUAGAUCAACACAGAGAAGCAGCAAAUGUUGUAUCGGAUACCAGUAUCGUUAAUAUCAAUCAAAAUGUUAUUAAUGAUAAACAUAUCGAUACUAAUUCACAAACAUCUAGUUUACAUGCACCAGUUCCAGUACCGACUGGAUUUACAACAUCACUGAAUAUCAGUUACUACAAAUAUCAAGUUAAUCUUUCUGAUCACGAAUAUCAUUGUCCUGAAUCUCAGAAAUGUGAUUCUGAAUUUAAAUGUCAAAAUUUUGAUUUUUUUCAAAUUUCUGUGGGGAGAUACAAGAAUUAA